Penaeus indicus is the source of this 4060-nucleotide messenger RNA. Its product is annotated as myosin-2-like. Gene Ontology annotation, cellular component: myosin II complex; myosin filament; cytoplasm. NCBI's taxonomy places the organism in Eukaryota, Metazoa, Arthropoda, Malacostraca, Decapoda, Penaeidae. Gene Ontology annotation, molecular function: actin filament binding; microfilament motor activity; ATP binding. The record is from RefSeq and is a predicted model, not a curated record.
AUGAAUCUGGCGCUGACAAGACAGAACACGAAGAAGGUGCUGUCCUACUUCGCCAACGGCACCACCGUGAAGAAGAAAGAUGAGGAAAGUAAAGAGAACUUAAGGGACCAGAUCGUGCAGACCAACCGUUCGCUGGAGGCUUACGACAACGCCAAGACAACACGUAACACCAACUCCUCUCAUUUCUUGCCUCAACUGUGCCAAAUACUCCUUCAUUUUUUGUUCUGCAUUAGUAAGAAUCAAAACGAUGUCAAAUAUUCCUCUGCGCAGAACUUAAGGGACCAGAUCGUGCAGACCAACCGUUCGCUGGAGGCUUACGACAACGCCAAGACAACACGUAACACCAACUCCUCUCAUUUCGGUAAGUUCAUCCGCAUCCACUUCGCCCCCAACGGCAAGCUCUCCGGUACUGACAUCGAGGUGUACCUGCUGGAGAAGGCUCGCUUCGUGUCCCAGGCCCCUGCCGAGCGUGGCUACCAUAUCCUCUACCAGAUGACGUCUGAUCAAGACCAUUACUUAAAGAGCAUGUACUUCGUAGGAGAAAUGAACCACGUUUUUAUUUUCAUUCAAGACAUAGAAUUCACCUCAAGCAGAGGGGCCACGAGGAACAGGACGAACCCGACGGCACAGAUGUCUAAUGUUUGGAAACACAUGGAACUUGACAUCGUUCACUACGCCGGCACUGUGACGCACUACGUGACUGGCUGGCUGGAGAAGAUCAAAGAUCCACGCAACGACACCGUCGUCGACCAGCUUAAUAAGUCGAAAAUGCCUCUCAUUGUGAAUUUUUUUUGCUGAUCUCCCUGUCAGUCUGCUCCCGUCGAGGCCAAGGGAGGUAAAAAGAAGAAAACUGCUGGUUUCAAGACUGUUUCAUCUGGAUACAGGAAAGUGCAGAACAGUGUGAUGACUACUCUACACUCCACUCACCCUCACUUUGUACGCAAUGAGACACACACCAGCUACAAGCUGCUGACGCUCAUAGCCUCAGAUGAGGUUGACAAGAAGGUAUUCAUCUUUGCUGGUGUCUUGGGUACCAUGAAAGAGCUUUGUGAUGAAGUUUUGGCUAAGGUCAUCACUAAGAUAUAUAUUCACAAGGCUACCAAGGAUCAUCAGAUCAGGAAUAUCAAUGAUGAGAUCGCCCACCAGGAUGAAAUCAUCAACAAGGUUAACAAGGAAAAGAAACUUGGAUACUCUGACUGUGUCGUGACUACCCUUUGGGUUUACCUGUCUGGAUUUUACACUGGAUUCCGAAACAAGAUUGUACUGGCCCCUUUUACUUGCCCAGGUAUUGCUCUCCAGGCCGUCGAGGAGAAGGCCAGCCACCUCAACAAGAUCAAGAGCAAAUUGGAACAAACCCUCGACGAACUCGAGAGUUCCGUUGGACGCGAGAAGAAGCUUCGUGCAGAAAUUGAGAGGUCAAAGAGGAAGGUAGAGGGUGAUCUUAAAAUGACCCAAGGAUCUGUCGCAAGAAACACAAUGAUGUUGUCUGAACAGACUGAACAGAUCGAUCAUCUCAACAAGAUGAAGGCCAAAGCUCGGCGAGCGGCUGGACGAGGCCGAGGCGCCACCGCCGCCCAGAUCGAACUCAACAAGAAGCGCGAGCUACUUGUGAAAUUGCGCCGCGAACUAGAGGAGGUGAACAUCCAGAAUGAGGCCGCAGUCGCUGGGCUGCGAAAGAAGCAUAAUGACGCCGUUGCCGAAAUGUCGGAUCAGAUCGAUCACCUGAACAAGAUGAAGGCUCGGGCUGAGUCUGAUAAGGAGGCUCUGAAACGAGAGGCUGAUGACGCCAAGGCUGCCAUGGACGCUCUCUCUCGCGACAAAGCCGCAGCUGAAAAGAGCAUCAAGCAACUUCAGCAUGAACUGAACGACUCGCAUUCGAAGCUGGACGAGGCCAACCGCACGCUCAAUGACCUGGAUGCCUCGAAGAAGAAACUGGUGGUUGAGAACGGUGACCUCCUCCGCCAAGUUGAAGAGGCCGAGGGCCACAUCAAUCAGCUCAACAAGAUCAAGAUAUCGCUGUCAAACCAGCUCGAAGAUACAAGAAGGCUUGCCGACGAAGAGUGCAGGGAACGAGCAACACUACUUGGAAAGUUCCGCAAUCUGGAACAUGACAUCGACGGCCUCCGAGAGCAGCUGGAGGAGGAGAGUGAGGGCAAGGCGGACCUCCAGCGCCAGCUCUCCAAGUCCAGCGCCGAGGCCCAGAUGUGGCGUGCGAAGUACGAGCAGGAGGGAGUGGCUCGCGUCGAGGAGCUCGAGGCGGCUCGCAUGAAGCUUGCAGCUCGCCUCGAAGAGGCCGAGACUCAGAUUGAACAGCUGAAUGUCAAGAACAUGAGUCUGGAAAAGGCUAAGCAGCGGAUAUCCGCAGAGCUUGAUGACAUGCAGGUCCAGCUUGAGAAGGCUCAGAAUCUCGCAAACGCAGCCGAAAAGAAGCAGAAGAACUUCGAGAGGAUCAUCUCUGAGUGGAAAAUGAAAGUUGAUGAUCUUUCUGCAGAACUUGAAAGUUCCCAGAAGGAGUGUCGCAAUUACUCUACUGAGCUCUUCCGCGUGAAGGCCUCCUAUGAGGAGAACCUUGAGCAGCUUGACUCUGUUCGGCGGGAGAACAAGAAUCUCGCGGAUGAAAUCAAGGACCUGAUGGACCAGAUCGGCGAGGGCGGACGAUCCCUCCACGAGCUCCAGAAGAAUGCCAAGCGUCUUGAAAUAGAAAAGGAGGAACUUCAAGCCGCUCUUGAAGAGGCCGAGGCUGCCCUGGAACAAGAGGAAAACAAGGUUCUUCGUGCACAGCUUGAACUUAGCCAGGUUAGGCAGGAGAUCGACAGACGCAUUCAAGAGAAGGAAGAAGAAUUCGAAAACACACGAAAAUGCCAUCAGCGUGCUAUUGACUCUAUGCAAGCAUCUCUUGAAGCUGAGGCCAAGGGCAAAGCGGAAGCUCUUCGGCUGAAGAAGAAACUGGAGUCUGAUAUCAACGAGCUUGAAAUUGCCCUCGACCACUCCAACAAGGCCAAUGCUGAUCUGCAGAAACAUAUCAAGAAGGUUCAGACGGAAAUGCGCGACGUGCAGACCCGGCUGGAGGAGGAGCAGCGCUUGUCCUCUGAGUACCGCGACCAGUGCUGCAUUGCUGAGCGCAGAGCCGGAGCCCUCGCCGGAGAGCUGGAGGAGUCGAGGACACUCCUGGAGCAGUCAGACCGCGGUCGUCGCCAGGCUGAGGCUGAACUAGCCGAGUCCCAAGCUCAAGUGAGCGACCUCAACGCUCAGAACAGCUCCCUGGUUCUUUCAAAGAGGAAACUGGAAGGAGAAAUGCAAACCUUGCAGGCUGAUCUUGACGAAAUGCUGAACGAGGCCAAGAACUCGGAGGAGAAGGCCAAGAAGGCCAUGGUUGACGCCGCUCGCCUGGCCGACGAGCUCCGCGCCGAGCAAGAGCACGCCCAGAACCAGGAGAAGAUGCGCAAGGCUCUGGAGGUUUCCGUGAAAGACCUGGAGAUCCGCCUCGAAGAAUGCGAAACCAACGCCAUAAAGACCGGCAAGAAGGCCGUCGCCAAGCUGGAGAGCAGAGUCCGCGAGCUGGAGACUCAGCUGGACGACGAGAGCCGCCGUCACGCCGACGCCCAGAAGAACCUGAGGAAGUGCGAGAGGCGCAUCAAGGAGCUCAGCUUCCAGUCUGAAGAGGACAAGAAGAACCACGAGAGGAUGCAGGACCUGGUCGACAAGCUCCAGCAGAAGAUCAAGACCUACAAGCGCCAGAUCGAGGAGGCCGAGGAGAUCGCCGCCCUCAACCUGGCCAAGUUCCGCAAAGUCCAGCAGGAAUUCGAAGAACUCCAGAGUACUGUUUAAACCGGAACUGCAGUCAUCUACUUGAAAGAACGGGGAAUGGUAAUCCAGCCUAACAGUGUUUGCUUAACACUGACAAUACUGACAUUUUGUGAAAGAUUUAAUGAACAGAUGUAAUAAGCAGUUCAUCCUUAAAUUCUUAUUUUUAAUUCUUACCAGGAAUUCGAAAUUGAAAUAGAACUGAUAUAAUAAAAGUGUGUAUUGGAUCUAAUAAAUUAUACAUUAUUAGACUUUA